Anoplopoma fimbria (sablefish) is the source of this 3204-nucleotide messenger RNA. It is a transcript of the gene iqce, whose product is annotated as IQ motif containing E. Gene Ontology annotation, molecular function: protein binding. Lineage: Eukaryota; Metazoa; Chordata; Actinopteri; Perciformes; Anoplopomatidae. Bases 210 to 2336 code for a protein of 708 amino acids. The record is from RefSeq and is a predicted model, not a curated record. The transcript is spliced from 21 exons.
UGGUGCGUGAACAACAAAAGCACCUCGCAAGGCAAGAACGCAUUGUAACGCAUUUCCAGGAAGAAAUGGCGUGCAGACCCCGCAUGGAAACAUAGCGUCGUAGCGGAGCUGACGUCUCUUUUGUUGCAGGAAUGGGAGGAUUCAGGUGCACACGGAAAACGUGGAGUUUUCCCAACUCGACGUAACGUUCACUUGUCUGCUCAGCAGCUAUGUUGAGCGCCGCCGCUAAGAUGUCUCUGGAGGCGAGUGAUGUUCAGACAGAUGAAGACUUCGAGGAGCUGGGUGAGGACAACUUCUCUUUCUCUGCUGAUAUUUUGGAAAAGAUAACAAGAAAGAAGAGAUCCUCCAGAAAGCCUCCUCAGUCUCCACGGUCUCCAUACCUCUCCAGCAUGAACAUGAACCCCAGGAGAGCAGCAGUGGCAGCCUGGAGACUGCCGAGGGCCUCCCUCGGGGACACCAGAGGGGACACUCUUGGGGAGAGUGGCUCAGCUCGCAUCACAUCCCUCAGCAACGGCCAUGAUUUGUCCCAGACGCUGAGGUCGGAGUGUGACGUCACGCCAGAGCUCCUCAAACAGACCUUGAGCACGAGGAAACACAAGCAUCCCCACUCUGGAUCCAAUGGCUUCACCGUCAGCACAGGUGACUUCAGAGACAAGGAGGACAUGUACGAUGAGAUUAUUCGACUCAAGAAGAGUCUCCAGGCACAGAAGUCUGACAACCAGCAGAUGAAAGCCAAGCUACGCCGCCUGGAGGAAGAUAACGCUAAACGAGAGAAACAGAUAGAAGAGCUGUUGGAUCCCACUAAAGGAUCUGAAUAUACUCGUAGUUUGGUGGAUAAGAAGAAAACAGGCAGCGUGGUUCUCAAUGGGCUGAAACAGAGAAUCCUGAAGCUGGAGCAGCAGUGUAGAGAGAAAGAAAAUGCACUGAGUAAACUACAAAGCGAGCUGAGGACCACCAACCUGGAGGAGCUGAAGAUCACAGUAGAAACAUACUUUGACGAGAUCCAGAGGAUGAGGAUGCUUCUAGAAGCUGCAGAGAAAAGCAGUCGAGCGGAGAGCAAAUGCUCCCAGAGGCAGCAGAAAGUUUUAAGCUCCACGGUUCACCGUCUGUCUGAGAACCUGAAGCAGCUCCAGCAGGAGAACACGGCGCUCAGAGAGGAGCUCAACACCGACAGUCCUGCAGGAGGAAUCAAAGGUUACAGAGAGUGGAGUAAACAGAGACUGUUGAGGAGGCUGUUGGAGGUGGAGAAGAGGCUGGAGGACAGCAGAGGACACGCCCAGUCAGCCAAACGCAGCGGCCGAUUGGAUCGGGGCGUCCAGGCAACGUCCACGGAGAUUCUAGGGUUUGCCAUGGCAACAGAGGCAGUGGUCUCCGUGGGAACGAUCACCGAGGAAGGGGAGGAGGUGUCUGGUCUGAGAGAACGCCUCGGCCAAUUGGAGAAGGAGAGGGCGGAGCUUCAAGAGAGGCUGUCAAGUACAGAUGAUGAACUGAGACAGCGGAGGACAGAAAGAGAAGAGUCGGAGACGGAGACAGAACGAUGGAAAGCUGAGCAGACAAAAGAACGGGACAAAGAGAGACAGCAGCAUAAAGAGGAGUUGGAUCAGUUGUUGGCAAGGAUCCAAACUGUGGAAGACAGAAGUAAACAUGCACAAGCUGAGCUCUCCUCUCUCUCUGCCACAUCGCCAGAGGACCACGAGGACACUAAGGCCGGAGCCGGUCUGGAGGAGGGAGACGAGAGGGGCGCUGGAGGGAGAGAGGAGGAGAAGGAGGGGGGAGGAGAUGAAGAGUUGAAAGAAAGAGAGAAGUCAGCGCUGGUUAUCCAGACGAACUGGAGGCAGCACAGAAACAGAGACAUUGUGAUGUUGCAGUCGGCACUGAGAGGUCAUCUCCUCAGACAGUCACAGCUGAAGGACCUGCUGAAAGAAGCACAGAAUAAGUCUGCAGAGGCAACAAACCGUGGAGAGUUGGACAUGGUUGCCUUGACGAUGGUACAGUCUGCGUUCAGGGGACACCUGGCUCGCUGUAGCCGCGCAAUAGAAAGCUCGGGGUCCUCUGUGCGUUCUCCAACGGGGAACAACGUGCCCACGCCGGUACCACGAAGAGCUCGCUCAACACACACACCCAGCACAACAGACGGUGGAAAGCAGGGAGAGGAAGAAGACCACUGGCUCGUCUCUAGCACUCAGCCCUCCAGGAUGACACCAGCAACAGACCAAACGAAGCUUCAUUACCGAGCUGAGUCUGGUGGAGCCGCUGAGGUCGAUUCUGACGACUCUGACGACAUCAUCGUAUCGCCGUCACGUCCUCUGAGAAGCAGAGAAGUCUUAAUGUUAUAGACCUUCUGGGUUGUGUGUGUGUGUGUGUGUGUGUGUGUUUUCUGUGUACAUAUGUGUGUGUGUGAGGAAGAGAGAGAGAGAGAGUUUGUGUGUGUGCAGGAAGAAUUUCUGUCUGUGUCAAUGCUCAGAGCCUGUAUGUCAGAGACUUGCACAGUCAUCCAGCACCAAAUCCUCACGGUUCAGUUUCUUACCAGACCUGCAAACGAUAGCUGGGAUAUUCCAAUAUUAGUCAGGAUAUUAUUUAUCAUGCAACACAUUUUCUCUCUAUAGUUAUAACCGGAAUAUUCUGGGAUGUUGGAUGCAGGUUUACGACAUAACGUUUCAGAGGCACAUAAACACCUCACUUUGAUCACGAUCUUAUUCAGGACUUGGAUGCACCCCGGUGCUGACCUGAGGCAAUAGGAUAUUCUCUUCUAGUGCAGGAGAAAGCACUUGCAUAAUCAUGAAAUGGAUAUCACAUUUAUUUUAAUAUCUUGUGGUUUAUCAUUUGUGCCAAAGUGCCUACUGCAUGGUUGUUAAAAUCAAAAUAAUGGUAAUAAAUGCUUUAAUUUCUCUUAACCUGACCUGUCAACAUAACUUUGAAUUUAUCCGUAGUUCACACGCUUAAAAAAAGAAUAAUUAACGAAUCAUAUUUUCACGUGCGCUUAAUAAAUGAUGGCUGAUUCUGAGGUAUGAUGGAGGGCUGAUUCUCUGAACUGAUGCACUAUCGAGUCAAACUGUGAAUAAAUUAUAGAUCAGUCUGCUGCAAUACUCAACACACAGUCAGUACAGUGGAGGAUACACAGGGAGUUUGUAUAAUGCCAAUGUUUGUGCUCUAUAAUAAACAAAUGAUCAAUGCAGUUUCCCCAACAUGAUGUGUGUCACUUAA